AGAAAGUUUAUAAACUGACAAGAAUUCAUCGAGAUACAUAGCAACAUGACGGACAUCGAAACUGCCCGGACGGUCGUCGGAGCCAUCGGAAACGUGAUCGCCUUCGGCUUGUACUCCGCUCCAAUACCAACGAUGGUGAAGAUAUGUAAGAUGAAAUCGGUUGCAGAGUUUAUGCCAGAUCCAUAUAUAGCUACAGUUAUAAACUGCAUGAUGUGGGCCUUUUACGGACUUCCUUUUGUUACACCUGAUAAUAUCCUCGUCAUCACCAAUAAUGGAGUUGGUCUUGUCAUGGAACUCGUGUAUGUCAUCAUCUUCUUCAUCUUUGCUACCUCGCCUGUCCGCAAAAAGAUCACAAUAGCUAUCGUGAUUGAGGUGAUAUUCAUGGCUGUGGUGGUCUUCUGCACAUUGUAUUUUUUGCAUACACCAAAACAGAGAUCUAUGCUUGUUGGGAUCUUAUGCAUUAUUUUCAAUGUUAUCAUGUAUGCGGCUCCUUUAACCGCCAUGGCACAAGUAAUAAAGACAAAGAGCGUGAAGUACAUGCCGUUCUCCCUGUCUUUAGCCAACUUCAUGAACGGAGCCAUUUGGAUAGUUUAUUCAUGUCUUAAAUUUGACCUCUAUAUUUUGAUCCCAAAUGUUCUUGGAUGCCUAUCAGGAACAAUACAAUUAAUAUUAUACGCAGUUUACUAUAAAACAACUAACUGGAAAGACGAUGAUGAAGAUAACGAAAAUAGCAACUCAAAUGCUGAAAUCGAGCAAUCCCAAGCUUGAUAAUUGCAGCUACGGAUUGCACUUUCCCAUUUUUUUCUUCUGUUUUACAAGAAGUACCAUCAUCGAGUGGGUGAGACCAAGUUAGUAUCAGAAGAAAUGCAAACGAAAAUACAAAAAAAAAAGUGAAGAAG
This is a messenger RNA of Brassica oleracea var. oleracea, 899 nucleotides long. Its product is annotated as bidirectional sugar transporter SWEET5-like. Gene Ontology annotation, cellular component: membrane. The transcript is spliced from 6 exons. Bases 46 to 768 code for a protein of 240 amino acids. The record is from RefSeq and is a predicted model, not a curated record. Gene Ontology annotation, molecular function: sugar transmembrane transporter activity. NCBI's taxonomy places the organism in Eukaryota, Viridiplantae, Streptophyta, Magnoliopsida, Brassicales, Brassicaceae. Gene Ontology annotation, biological process: carbohydrate transport.